Neopsephotus bourkii (Bourke's parrot) is the source of this 3881-nucleotide messenger RNA. RefSeq names its product transient receptor potential cation channel subfamily V member 1 (gene TRPV1). Gene Ontology annotation, cellular component: membrane. The record is from RefSeq and is a predicted model, not a curated record. NCBI's taxonomy places the organism in Eukaryota, Metazoa, Chordata, Aves, Psittaciformes, Psittacidae. Bases 1175 to 3706 code for a protein of 843 amino acids. The transcript is spliced from 17 exons. Gene Ontology annotation, biological process: calcium ion import across plasma membrane. Gene Ontology annotation, molecular function: calcium channel activity; protein binding.
UAUAUAUAAAGAUGACAAGACUAGAAAGAUAGUUACCUUUUGCAAAACAUAAACUACAUAAUUUCAUUGAAUAAUUUCAUAUUCGAACCUGAAAUGUCAGGAGCUGGAAGUUGGGAGGUUGCUUUGAGUCUAACAGCUAUAGCCUCAGCUCAGCCUGCUGGAAAAGCUGUUUCUCUAGACUAGACUUUGGCAGAAGAAUCUUAUACAAAUCAUAUAUUUAACAAUGUAUUACACAGCUUUUCAUUUUUCAGGGAAUUAGAUCCAUCCUGGAUUAGAUAUGGAUUCUUCUUCUCCUAAUGACAUUCAUGUUUAGAAGCUGUUACAUACAUAUAUAUAUUAAAAUGUAUUAGGAAUAUGGAAUGAUAGAAUGGCUUUAGGACUUUCUGUCUUCUUCAGCUCUGUCCAAAAUCAGCUUAUCUUUAAAAUACUUUGUGGGGCUUUACACCCAAGAAAGGUGUCCAGAAAGAUGACUGAUCUCAGAUAAGAGCUGUGGCGUGUGUUACAUGGUUUGGUAAAUUGAAUUGAAACUGUGACCCGCAGAGAGAAUUGCAGUCUGGUGGUUUGGGAUUUUUUUGCAAGCUUGAGUGUAUUUAUGAAGAGGAAAUCUGGAGAAGAAUAUCCAUUACUAAAUGCAAUUAAAGGGGAGGGAAAAACAACAGCAACUUACUGCAAUUCUUGUAAAGAGCUUUGCUAAACUCCUGGGAAUAAAAGCCGCUGAUGCUUCUGGUUCCAGAAUUGUUCUUAAUGAUCUUGUUACUCUAUUCUCUGUUCUAGUGAACUUCCCUUGAUUCUAAAAAUCAUCAGACACAUAGAACACUUUUGCAGACAAAUGGAGAAGCAAACUCUGAGGGCUUUUCAGUCCAGACACCUUGGAAGAGGAAUAUCUGGCACCAAAUUUCUGUAGAUCAGAGGGUGCUUAUGCAGACUACCAACUGGACUAUUUUUCAGAAGACAGGAUUUUGUGCUGUACUUGUAAGCUGUGCGUGUGUAUUUGAAUAGCACAGCUUUAGCUGUUUGUAAAGUGUCUAUUAUUUAUUGUAAGUUAUGUGGUUAGACGCUCUGUCAUAAAUAUUUCCUUGUCUCAUUUAUUGUAUCGAACUUCAGUGCACCCAGGAAUCAAAGAGUUCAGGGUGAUUCUAAGGACACAAAGAACUCGAAAGGCUGCUUGCUCAUCAUGUCUUCUAUUCUUGGGAAAAUGAGGAAAGUUGGCAGUUCUGACAUGGAGGAAUCUGAAGCGACAGAUGAACACACAGAUGGGGAGGACUCCACGCUGGAAACGCCUGACAGCCUCCAGAGUACACUCAGCACCAAGGUCCAGCCACCCAAAAGCAACAUCUUUGCAAGACGUGGGAGGUUUGUGAUGGGGGAUAGUGAUAAGGACAUGGCUCCCAUGGACUCCUUGUACCAGAUGGAUCACCUGUUGGCACCUUCUGUCAUCAAAUUUCAUGCCAAUUUGGAAAGGGGGAAACUUCACAAGCUCCUAUCUACAGAUUCCAUCACAGGCUGCUCAGAAAAGGCUUUUAAGUUUUAUGACCGCAGAAGGAUCUUUGAUGCUGUAGCCCAAGGCAACACAAGGGACCUGGAUGAUCUGCUACUCUACCUUAACAGAACCCUGAAGCAUCUGACAGAUGAUGAGUUCAAAGAGCCAGAAACUGGGAAAACUUGCUUACUGAAAGCCAUGCUGAAUCUACAUGAUGGGAAAAAUGACACUAUUCCCUUGCUGCUGGAUAUUGCAAAGAAAACUGGAACUCUGAAAGAGUUUGUUAACGCAGAGUAUACGGACAAUUACUACAAGGGCCAGACUGCACUUCACAUCGCCAUUGAGAGAAGGAACAUGUACCUGGUGAAGCUCUUGGUCCAGAAUGGAGCAGAUGUUCAUGCAAGAGCCUGUGGGGAGUUCUUCAGGAAAAUCAAAGGGAAACCUGGCUUUUAUUUUGGGGAGCUGCCUCUCUCCCUGGCUGCCUGCACCAACCAGCUUUGCAUUGUGAAAUUCCUCCUUGAGAACCCCUAUCAGGCUGCCAACAUCGCUGCUGAGGACUCCAUGGGCAACAUGGUCCUUCACACACUGGUGGAGAUUGCAGAUAAUACUAAGGAUAAUACCAAGUUUGUUACCAAGAUGUACAAUAACAUAUUGAUCCUUGGUGCCAAAAUUAAUCCAAUCCUGAAGCUAGAAGAACUCACCAACAAGAAAGGGCUGACUCCUUUAACUCUGGCAGCCAAAACAGGGAAGAUAGGGAUUUUCGCUUACAUCCUCAGACGAGAGAUCAAAGAUCCUGAGUGCAGGCAUUUGUCUAGGAAGUUCACUGAAUGGGCUUAUGGACCUGUCCACUCAUCCCUUUAUGAUCUGUCCUGUAUAGACACAUGUGAAAAAAAUUCAGUGCUUGAGAUUAUUGCCUACAGCAGUGAAACCCCAAACCGUCAUGAGAUGCUGCUGGUGGAACCCCUUAACAGGCUGCUACAAGACAAGUGGGACCGGUUUGUCAAACACUUAUUUUACUUCAACUUCUUUGUCUAUACCCUCCACAUUAUCAUCCUCACUGCAGCAGCCUACUACAGACCUGUAGAGAAGAAAGAGAAGCCUCCCUUCACAUUUGGUCACAGCACUGGGGAAUAUUUUCGAGUGACCGGAGAGAUCCUGAGUGUAUUGGGAGGUCUCUAUUUUUUUCUCAGAGGGAUACAGUAUUUCGUGCAGAGGCGCCCAUCAUUCAGGACACUGAUAGUUGACAGCUACAGUGAGGUUCUUUUCUUUGUUCACUCCUUGCUCCUCCUGAGCUCUGUGGUGCUGUACUUCUGUGGCCAGGAACUGUAUGUGGCUUCCAUGGUCUUCUCCUUGGCGCUGGGCUGGGCAAACAUGCUGUACUACACCCGUGGCUUCCAGCAGAUGGGUAUUUACUCUGUCAUGAUUGCCAAGAUGAUCCUUAGGGAUUUAUGUCGCUUCAUGUUUGUCUAUCUAGUAUUUCUCUUGGGAUUUUCUACAGCUGUGGUGACUUUAAUUGAAGAUGACAAUGAGGGGCAGGAUACAAAUAGCUCUGAAUAUUCCCGAUGUUGCCAUGUGAAACGAGGGCGGACAUCCUACAACAGUCUGUAUUAUACCUGCUUGGAGCUCUUCAAGUUCACUAUUGGGAUGGGGGACCUGGAGUUCACAGAGAACUAUAGGUUCAAGUCAGUGUUUGUCAUCCUUUUGGUUCUUUAUGUCAUCCUUACAUACAUCCUCCUGCUCAACAUGCUUAUUGCACUGAUGGGGGAAACUGUGAGCAAAAUUGCACAGGAGAGCAAGAGCAUCUGGAAACUCCAGAGAGCUAUCACAAUCUUGGAUAUUGAGAACAGCUACUUGAACUGUGUGAGGCGUUCAUUCCGAUCUGGGAAGCAAGUCUUGGUCGGGGUCACACCUGAUGGCCAAGAUGAUUACAGAUGGUGCUUUAGGGUUGAUGAAGUGAACUGGUCCACGUGGAAUACUAAUUUGGGCAUAAUCAAUGAAGACCCUGGGUGCUCUGGGGACCUCAAACGAAAUCCCAGUUACUCUAUUAAGCCUGGCAGAGUUUCAGGGAAAAACUGGAAAACAUUGGUUCCACUUUUAAGAGAUGGAAGCAGGAGAGAAGAGACACAAAAACUACCAGAAGAAGUCAAAUUAAAACCUAUCUUGGAACCUUAUUACGAGCCAGAAUAUUCUGAGAUGUUGAAGGAAUCACUUCCAAAGUCAGUCUAAUCUUACUUUAUUUUUAAGAAGGUUAAUUGUAGUUGCCUUUUUUGGUUCUCACAAGUAGGACAACUAAAGCACUUCAUUCAUAAGAACAGGUAUUCCUGGAAAAAGAUAGAGGAUUGGGGAAAUUACAGUGUGCAAGGAUUCAUGAAGUAUGCUAAAUAAACUACCUGUUGUUUAA